GAAAGGUUUAUAAAGGACCGCCUCGUGGCAGGGGACAGACAGGUGUCACAGACGAGACACCUUCACUGCAGCGAAUUCGUCCUCUCGGCUCCGCAUCGUGUCCCUCGACCCGUGCCUCGUGUCCCGUCGUCUGGAAGUCGUCUCCAGUCGGCCCGGCAUCGUCUCCCGUCGGCUGGUCUCACGCAGACGUCAUGUUAACAAGGUUGAUCCCGAUGUUCUUCGCCGCGGUUGCCAUGGCGCCGCUGGUUGUCAUGGUUACCGGCCAGAGCCCUACAGAACAAGAACUGCAGCAGGCGGUCGCUCAGGCAAAAGCAGAAAUGGAGGCUGAAGCAGCCGCCCAUGUAGUUUCCGGAGGUGCUGAACCAGACGAAGGCCCGUUCUCCGGAGCUCUGAACGCGCUGGCCAGGGAACAUCGCUCCACCCCGAUGGCAAAGGAGCUCAGCAGGCGUGCCACCGUCUUGGAGAAGGUGGCAAAACACUUCAUGAGCAGCUCCAGGCGUAGAACUUCAAGCUACACAAUAGCCAUGCUGUCCGCCAUCGACUCCCCGAGCGUGACAAGUGUUUGUGACGACACCUCCAUGGAGCCGAUCACGUGCCCUACACCAGCCGUCCCAGAGUUCCGUUCGGCAAACGGCCGUUGUAACAACCGGGACCACCCCCUGUGGGGAAGUAGCGAGGAGCCCUUCAGAAGGCUGCUGGAGCCAGAAUACGGUGACGGACUCAUGAUCCCCCGCAAAACUGGACGAGAUGGCGCCCCCCUCCCCAGCGCGCGGCUGGUCAGCACGACCAUGCACGAGGACCUGCGGAAAUCCAGCCCGGUCAACACCCACAUGGUCAUGCAGUUCGGACAGUUCCUGGACCACGACAUCACUCUCACGCCCAACUUCCAGGAAGAAGGUCUCGUCUGUACCUGUGACUCCGAGGACGAACGCUGCUUCAACAUCAACAUCCCCUCAAACGACCCUGACUUCUCAGGGAGGCCCUGCUUGCAGUUCGCUCGCUCCCUAUCCGGUCCGAAUGAAGGGUGCCACAUGGGCCGCCGGCAGCAGCUGAACCAGCUCACCGCCUUCGUGGACGCCUCCAACGUCUACGGUUCCUCGGACAAAGAGAUAGAGGAGCUUAGAGAACACGCUGAGGUAAAUGUUGCCGUCAGCAAAACGGCUACACAGAGCAGUUUGUUUGGAUCGAUAUAUCCUCCGGAACGAGCUGUGGACGGAAACACAGGAACCAUUCUGUACCCUCUACAGCAAUGCACACACACGGACCUGGAGUACGAGCCGUGGUGGAAGGUCGAUCUCGGAGACACUUACGUCAUCAGUCACGUGACAGUCAUUAACCGCGGAGACUGCUGUGGAGAACGACUGCGAAACUUCAUGGUACGAGUCGGUCCACAUGAGAACUUACGUGAAAAUACACCAUGUGGUGACAUUUACUCGGAAACUCCAUCGAAUGGAGAGACUAUCGACGUGCGGUGUGAGGAGCCCAUCACAGGGAGGUGGGUGUCUGUCCAGCUGAUCGGCCGGGAGGACUACCUGUCUCUGUGUGAGGUACAGGUGUUUGCAGUGACAGGAGCGCGCGGCCUGCUGAAGUCCAGACCGAACCCUGCGGACGAAAACAAGAAGGAGCUCCUGCCUGGCGUAAAAGAGCCUGACUCUAGAGAUCCGUGUGACGAAUUUCGCGGGAACGAGACGUGCUCGCUGGCUGGGGACAUCCGUGUGAACGAGCAGCCGGGACUGACCUCCAUGCACACCGUCUUCCUGCGGGAACACAACAGGAUCGCCAGGCGGCUCUCCCAACUCAACCCGCACUGGGACGACGAUCGGGUGUUCUUCGAGACCAGGAAGAUCGUCGGCGCGCUGAUGCAGAAGAUCACGUACGGGGAGGACCUUCCUCACGUUCUCGGUCCGGCCGCCAUGACCAAGUUUCACCUGACCCUCCUCCAGAGCGGGUUCUUCUCUGGGUACGACGCGAGCGUGAACCCCACCAUCUCUAACGUCUUCGCCACGGCAGCCUACCGGUUCGGCCACAGUCUGAUUAAUAACCUUUUCCUACGCCAUGCUCCGGACUUCAACGAGGCCAGCGCGUGUCCGAUUCGGCUGGCCUUCUUCUUUAAUCCAUCCCACGUCUUUAACAACGACCAGGGCGGCCCGGACUCCAUCCUACGGGGACUGACCGCCCAGCCCCAUCAGGACUUCGACCGGUUCAUGGUCUCUGGUCUGACGAAGCAGCUGUUCGCGGAUCCUCCCGGGUCAGAUCGCGGCCUGGACCUGGCGGCGCUGAACAUCCAGCGGGGCAGAGACCACGGGCUGCCCGGCUACAACGCCUGGAGGGUGAGGUGUGGCCUGCCUAAAGCCAACAGCUUCGACGAUUUGGAAUCUGAAAUCCCAGACCGUUGCACCCGAAUAAGGCUGGAGGAUGUUUACAGCCACGUGGACGACAUCGACGUGUUCGUGGGGGGUCUGGCCGAGGAGUCCGUGCCGGGCGGUGUCGUCGGUCCAACCUUCGCCUGUCUGAUGGGCCUGCAGUUCCAGGACCUCCGCAAGGGGGACCGCUUCUGGUUCGAGAACCCCGGACAGUUUACAGCAGCCCAACUUACGGAGAUCAGGAAGACCAGUCUGGCCCGGAUCCUGUGCGACAACACGGACGGCACCACACACAUGCAGCCGGACGUCUUUAGGCUGCCCACACAGACUGGGAACGAGAGGGCGGCGUGCUCCUCUCUGUCCCAGAUGGACCUGACCAAGUGGCAGGAGUCGCAGGCGAAUUCUCGCGGUCUUCCGGAGUCGCUGGAAGGGGAGAACGCCGCCAUGUCUGGCCGGGAAUUUGAAGACAACGACGCCGAUGAAGUACUUGAGCGGGUGGCUGAGGAAGCCCGCACCCUCCUGGAGCUGCUGCGCGGGAAACAGCAGGACCUCACCCCGCCGGAGGAGAACCUCACCCUGCGCGGGGAACAGGAUGACAUCUACCGGGAGGAUAACGCCGGGUCCGGCGGCGAGUCAGACACCAACGACAUCGGGUUCAUCGACCCUGAGGAGUACGGCCAGGACAUGGCCAACAACUUGGAGUAGACCUGAAGGUAAGAAACAUCUGCAGUA
Messenger RNA from Branchiostoma belcheri (Belcher's lancelet), 3095 nucleotides. Its product is annotated as thyroid peroxidase-like. Gene Ontology annotation, biological process: response to oxidative stress. NCBI's taxonomy places the organism in Eukaryota, Metazoa, Chordata, Leptocardii, Amphioxiformes, Branchiostomatidae. Gene Ontology annotation, molecular function: heme binding; peroxidase activity. The record is from RefSeq and is a predicted model, not a curated record.